Juglans regia (Persian walnut) is the source of this 1421-nucleotide messenger RNA. RefSeq names its product proteasome subunit alpha type-3-like. Gene Ontology annotation, cellular component: proteasome core complex; proteasome core complex, alpha-subunit complex; nucleus. NCBI's taxonomy places the organism in Eukaryota, Viridiplantae, Streptophyta, Magnoliopsida, Fagales, Juglandaceae. The record is from RefSeq and is a predicted model, not a curated record. The transcript has 10 exons. The coding region runs from base 157 to 906 and encodes 249 amino acids. Gene Ontology annotation, biological process: ubiquitin-dependent protein catabolic process.
AAAAAAAGUCCCGUGCUGAGUGAAUUUCUUGGGAGGAAAGAAAUAAGCUGCGGAAGGCUUUUGUCAUUCGUAGCUCGAGCUCGAAAAGUACAUUUGAAGACUGACACAGAGAAGUAGAAGAAGCAAGAAGAAUCGAAACGAGGAUCAGGCGACAGUAUGAGCAGCAUAGGAACAGGGUAUGAUCUUUCAGUGACUACAUUCUCCCCCGAUGGCCGCGUCUUCCAGAUCGAGUACGCCGCCAAAGCAGUCGACAACAGCGGGACUGUGAUUGGCAUCAAAUGCAAAGAUGGGAUUGUAAUGGGUGUGGAGAAACUAAUAGCUUCGAAGAUGAUGCUACCUGGUUCCAAUCGAAGAAUUCAUUCUGUUCAUCGCCACUCGGGCAUGGCUGUGGCAGGACUGGCAGCAGAUGGGAGGCAAAUUGUUGCCCGUGCCAAAUCUGAAGCUACUAAUUACGAAAGUGUAUAUGGUGAACCAAUUCCUGUCAAGGAGCUUGCUGAUCGUGUAGCUAGUUAUGUUCAUCUGUGUACACUCUAUUGGUGGCUAAGACCUUUUGGAUGCGGAGUUAUUCUUGGUGGCUAUGACAGAGAUGGACCACAACUUUACAUGGUUGAACCCUCCGGUAUUUCAUAUAGGUACUUCGGUGCUGCAAUUGGAAAGGGCAGGCAGGCAGCUAAAACAGAGAUCGAAAAGUUGAGGCUUUCAGACUUGACUUGCCGUCAAGGGGUUAUUGAAGUUGCCAAAAUCAUUUAUGGAGUACAUGAUGAGGCGAAGGACAAGGACUUCGAAUUGGAAAUGAGCUGGGUCUGUGAUGAGUCAAACCGUCAGCAUCAGAAGGUUCCAGAGGAGCUUCUCCAUGAAGCUAAGGCAGCGGCUAAAGCAGCUCUGGAAGAAAUGGAUGCUGAUUAGAGGAGCCAUCCCUCUUGUUAUUUUUGUCUUGUUUUAGUGGCUCCACUUCAGUUUGUAAUUGGAUCGUUCCAUAACAUCCCACAAAUUAAGACAUGGAUAGAAUGAUUUUUUUUUUUCCUUAUAAUCCGUUAAUAUUUAUUGCUGCUACUGUAAUUUAGAUAAAUGGUCAGUUUCAUAUCUAUUGACAGGAGCAAAAGUUAGUUACUAACCGGUAUCCUGUCAGUAGCUUCUGGGAGUAGCUUUGAAUAUGAUGGUGAUUUCAUUUGAAAAUCAAGACCAGAAUGGACAUCGAGAAAGAGGAAAGCACAAAGAAAAGAAGACAUGAGAAGAGAGAGCACAUCAAACGAAAUCUGUUUACUGCCCCCCGCCACCAAAAACAAAAAAUUGAAUCACCCUCUUGCUCCAAUCUGAAUGGCUCAACUGCAUACUGGCAAGAACUAACAACUAUUGUUGUACACUGUACUCUUUGCAUGAUAGAAAUGGCUCAAUGAGGUUGAUCUUUGAAAGUUUGGUAA